AGCUGCUAGCAUGGCUGUAGACUCUUAGUCUAGUUUUUAUUAGCUUAUCACUCAACUAACUAAUCUGUCUCCAUACCUUGGCUACACAUCUACUUCCCAGCUUUACACAAAAAUAAUACACACGGCUCUAGCUAGAGAAAGGAGAGAGAAGGGGAAUGGAAAUGGUAAAUAAAAUCAUGUGAUGGUUGACACUUUGCCGCAUAAUUGGAGCGCUGAAAACAAACUUUGAUUUGAGGCACCUUCAUUCAGGGACUACGGUCAUCAGGCAUUUGUAGCUUCACGUCACCGGCUUGACUACAAGUCUACAAGUCAUUGAAAAUGACUUGUAGACAGGAGAUUACAGGUACAAAUGAUAAUGCUUCACAACAGGUAGACCUGCAAGUGUUCUCUGAAUAACAGACAGGAUUAAAUCAAAGUAACGGUGGUAAUGAAAAGUGAAAGCAUGUUGUAUCAUUGUUAUGAAAGGGCUGGCACGCUGUGGUUAACACAUGAGCAUGCUGUGCAGACAAGGUAAAUGCCACAGACAAUCUUAACAUUUCCUGUUUUGUUCUUGUGGCUGACACAUCUUCACUUUACUGUUAAGAGGACAGACAAUUUUCCCACACAAAUAUUUUAUCUUUUUGCGCUGAGAGGACAAAACAUAGCUACCGAGAGCAAAGGAAGACUGCGUUGUAACAUCAUCAUAUAGAAAACCAGAACUCAAUAUUGAAAUCAUCCUAUAGAUAAUCAGAUUUGAACUAUUUUUUCUACUAUUUUUCAGUCUUUUCGGCCAGAAUGUUGCACCACCUUGGUGAUUUUCCUCAAGGAUUGAUCAAACUCAUUACAAAGUCUGUGGGCAUUUUCCUGCUCAUAGCCCUCUUCUUCAUUCUGCAGUACUUAUUCGAUAUGGAUUUUCGUUGCUCAUGCAGACCAGGUGUACAUCUAAAUGAUGGAGUGUUCAUGGCUGCCCCUCCUUUGAUCCUCAUCUCGAUGGUCACCUUAAUUGAGUCCGUCUACCAAAUGGGGAUGUUUUGUCGCAGCUGUAAUUAUUUUGUCAACAAUUUCUGCACCUCUUUUGUGAAGUUUUGGAUGAAAUAUCUUUUUCUGACUGCUGUUUGGGGGUCCACGGUUCUGUUUGAUGGAGAUUGGUACUUCUGCCUGCAAACAAACCUCAAUAGCUCCCAGACCGGGAUUCCUUGCAAGACAAAUCAGACCUACGAGGAGACACUCAUCGAAGCUGAUUAUAAGAUUAAAUCACGUGUCAUUGGUUUCGGUGUAAUCUCUGGAAUUCUUUUGCUUUGGAUCAUCUUUGAUUUUAUAAAAGCCUGCCAUAUUAGAAUGAGUAUGUGGAAAAGGAGCUCUGUGUCUCGAUACAACCUGUGUUGCCCUCCCUACUACAGAUGGGUUUAUGAAGGUCUUCUGUCAGAGGAGGUGAGCAGUCUUUUGAAAGACGAGCUAAGAAGAAUAGCAAAAGAAAGAGCAGAACAACUCUGUAGAGGACAUAUUACGACUAUUCAUAGACACGAGACGCAGGGACAAAACCCAGAUGGCAGGACUGUUCCCGACACAAAUGCAGGUGGUGGCAGUGGCCAUCCCACUGAAAAGAAAGAUGACAGCACUGGUGAAAUCAGUGGAGAUCCCAAUAGACCUCUCAUUCGUGAUAGUGAAAAUAAUGAGCAAGAUAAUAUUUUUGAUACCUGGCAGACAAUUUCACUCUCCUCUUUCUACCUGUUGGAUGAGGGGUUUGAGCAGGACAAUUCAUGAAGGGAGAUUGAUUCUGAUGAGCAACAACUGUAUUAUAUUGCCAUAACCUAUCAAACAAUGUCACGGAUCUAGUGCCUUCAAGAAACAAGCCAGUAAAAAAGGUACACUGUCAUGUUUUUAUAGCAGGGCCAUGGAGCAAUGAUAGGUUUGUAAAUUCUUUCCAAAGUAAACAUUGAAAAUAACUGAAAAUAAUGUGUACAUAAUAACCAAUCCAUCAUAAAACAUGUGUACAAAAUAUAAUAAAUGAUGAUGUAUUUUCAUGGAGUAGUUAGAAUGACCCAGCUGCAGCAUUACAUGACAAUUAUUGCUUGCACAUAAAUGCACCUAUAAUAUAUAAUAUAAUCAUACCAACUAUUUAAUGUACGUUAUCUGAAAUAAUAAUAUCUUUUUUCUUCAGGUUUUUAUAUUGUUCUGUAUCUUC
This is a messenger RNA of Perca fluviatilis (European perch), 2164 nucleotides long. RefSeq lists its product as uncharacterized. The record is from RefSeq and is a predicted model, not a curated record. The coding region runs from base 775 to 1743 and encodes 322 amino acids. The transcript is spliced from 2 exons. Lineage: Eukaryota; Metazoa; Chordata; Actinopteri; Perciformes; Percidae.